This is a messenger RNA of Psylliodes chrysocephalus, 2508 nucleotides long. Lineage: Eukaryota; Metazoa; Arthropoda; Insecta; Coleoptera; Chrysomelidae. The record is from the annotation of a GenBank genome assembly.
AUGGAAGCUGAUACAACAGCCGAGGAUAUCAAGAACGCGUUAACCAUCGCCACGGGAAAAUGGGAGGAGGAUAACAAAAUCAGCGAACUCCGGCCUCUAGGAAACGACACACUUGCGGCAACUGUGACACUUAAGACGGAACAUGCUGACCUAAUCGUCGAAGAUGGCUUUCUUCAAGUUGGCCUGGUGAAAUGUAGAGUCGAGAAAAGACUGACCGUAAUGAAAUGUCAGAGAUGCUGGUCACACGACCACUACACGGACCACUGCACCGGACCAGAUCGAUCUAACUGCUGCUACAAGUGCGGUAGAAGCGAUCACGUUGCGAAAGAAUGCAAGAAUGAAAACGCUUGCCCCCUGUGCAAUGAAACAGGGCACAAGAUGCCCAGAAUGAGAAACAACAACGACGAAGCGGCGGAGCUGAUAGAAAAACCAGAAACAGGUAUCAAAGAAAAACUGGUACACCACGAAAUACAUAAGGAAGGAGACGUGCCACUCGACGACUCUAUCAACACAAAGUUCGACAAGCUCAUUAACGAGACUCGUGCCACGGUAUCUUCCAUGGAUAAUAUGGAUACAUCAUUAGAGACCCACACAAAAGACCAAACAAACCCGCAAACCACGACGCAGACAGAACGACCCAAAAGAGAACACGGACUCACAAGGAGGGACUCGCUUCUCCAUUCACUGCCACCAGGGAGAAGAGGUAGUGAUAUUUCUGAUGAAAAUGAAAAAUUUAACACGCCAACGGCGGUCAUUGAUAAAACCUCUUUGGAGAGAAUGUUGAGCUGGGAACGAGACGACACAGCAGUCAGUUUAAAAUUAAAUGCGGGUCCAGAUGGGUACCUAAAAUCAUUGUUAGACAACUCCCCAGAGAUAACCUUGGUUACGAUUAGCAGUGAGGACGAGGAUACAAAUAAGAGCAACAAAAGAGGGAGAGAAAAGGACACGCCCGAACAAGUCAAGAAAAAGAAACCGGACAAGGAAAAAAAAACGGACAAGAGUUUAUGGGUAAUCUCAGCAUGGAUUAAAGAAUUAUACUACGCUGCACAAAGGGUAAAAGUGGAGACAAAGGACAUCAGCGAGGUGCCAUGUGCAAAUAAAAUGGACAGCGCUACGCAGACGGACAUAUCAGUAACAAAGGAAAUCGAUACACAGACGGAAAUAUUAGUAACAAGGGAAAUCGGUACUCGGGCUGAUGGAGAAAUAAUAAAUGAGGAUGAAAGGAGAAAGGCGGAGGAAGUAGAGAUCAGAAAGACGCUAGCUGAAGAUACCGGCUAUGAAGGACUUAGAAAGAUAAUAGAACUGGAAUGGCCAGAUAACGCAUAUAGGAAGACGAAAAUAGUACGCAUGAACCAUUCAGAACUGGACAAUGCAGAGAACGUUGUAGUGGUAGAAAAGAAGGGCUGCGAGAAACCAAACAAAUGGAGGGAAAGAUUAGCCAUACGAUUUCCAGGGUAUGAGGAGUUGAUUAAAGGAAAUGACGGUCAGGUAGACUACAUGGUUCAAACCACCAGAACGUCAAGAAAAGAACAAAACGUGGAAGUAACUAACGCGGUUUACCUAGCACCAUGGGAAGACAGGGAAAACAAUGAGAUAGGAUACCACCUGAUCAGAGACUUACGUGAAAACAUGAAAGAAAGAAAUGUCAUGAAUGCCACAGUAGUAGUAAUGGAAAUGGGGGAGCAGCUUAGGAAGAUCCUUGAGUAUGUUUUUAGCGAUGUAGAGAUUAGGUUUUCCAUAAUGGGAGAACCAGAUGAAAAGGAGAGGGAGGGAGGCCCCAAGAAAGAGAAGAUUCAUGUGAAAAGUGAAGGGAAAACAUACGCUGAGCUCCUUAAGGAUAUUAAGGAAAAGGUAAAUGUGAAACAGAAAGGGGUAGAGGUUGCAAGCAUAAGAAAAACUGCGAAAGGGGAUAUAAUAUUCGAAGUAAGCAAAGGAAAUGCUAAAUGGCUUCAAGAGGAAAUACAAAAUAAGGUCUCUGGGACAGAGGCAAGAACCCUCCAAGAGGAAAAGAUCGUGCAUAUUUCAGAUAUCGAUGGGGCAACUACAGAUGAGGAUUUGAUAGAAGCCAUUAUGACUGUAACGGGAACCAACGAUAGGGAGGUCGUAAAAAUUAGGUCGAUGAGGACCAACAGAAACGGUGGACAGGCUGCGAUAGUGGCUGCAAGGAAAGAUAUUGCAGAAAAGCUCUUAAGGGCUGGCAGAAUAAGGGUCGGGUUGAUCAACUGCCGCACUAGAGAAUGGGUACACCUGGUUAGGUGCUUCAGAUGCCUGCAAUAUGGACACCAACAAUCCGAAUGUAAGGAGGAAGAUAAUGCAGAUGCCUGCAGGAAGUGUGGCGAGAAGGGGCACAAGGAGAAAGGAUGUGAAAAAGAGUCAUACUGCUUUACGUCACGUAUCUGUUCUAUACAUUUUAACCCUAAAACGCUAAGCUUCGUAAAUUUUACGACGGUGAUUUUUAUUUUCGGCCACCAUCGUUCGGAUCCGUUAGCUAUCGGGUUCUGCGUCUAG